Messenger RNA from Populus nigra (black poplar), 2058 nucleotides. RefSeq names its product cytochrome P450 83B1-like. The record is from RefSeq and is a predicted model, not a curated record. The coding region runs from base 16 to 1530 and encodes 504 amino acids. NCBI's taxonomy places the organism in Eukaryota, Viridiplantae, Streptophyta, Magnoliopsida, Malpighiales, Salicaceae. The transcript is spliced from 2 exons. Gene Ontology annotation, molecular function: monooxygenase activity; oxidoreductase activity, acting on paired donors, with incorporation or reduction of molecular oxygen; iron ion binding.
AAUACUCAGAUCAUAAUGGCAUUACUCAUAUUCGUAAUUCUCUUCCUCUCCAUCAUUUUCUUGUUUCUUCUCAAGAAAAACAAAAUCUCUAAAAGAGCUCGUUUCCCUCCUGGCCCCAACGGUCUUCCCUUGAUAGGUAACUUGCACCAGCUUGAUAGCUCAAACCUUCAAACGCAUUUAUGGAAACUAUCUCAAAAAUAUGGCCCCCUCAUGUCCUUAAAGCUAGGUUUCAAGCGAACCCUCGUGGUCUCUUCAGCCAAAAUGGCUGAAGAGGUACUGAAAACCCAUGAUCUUGAAUUUUGUAGCAGGCCGCUCUUGACUGGCCAGCAAAAAUUUUCCUACAAUGGUUUAGACGUGGCCUUUUCACCAUAUGGUGCUUAUUGGAGGGAGAUGAAAAAAAUAUGUGUCGUUCAUCUCCUCAACUCGACACGAGUGCAAAGUUUUCGUACCAACAGAGAAGAUGAGGUAUCACAUAUGAAUGAAAAAAUUUCCAAAGCAGCUCUUGCUUCUAAACCCUUCAACUUGACUGAAGCAAUGCUGUCUCUUACAAGCACAGCCAUAUGCAGAACUGCCUUCGGAAAGAGGUACGAGGAUGGAGGAAUUGAAGGAAGUAGGUUCCUUGCGUUGCUUAAUGAAACCGAAGCCCUUUUUGCGAUGUUUUAUCUUUCUGAUUAUUUUCCAUACAUGGGAUGGGUUGAUAGACUCACGGGACGCGCCCAUCGUCUUGAAAAAAAUUUCAGAGAGUUUGAUGUUUUCUACCAACAAAUUAUUGAUGAACAUCUUGAUCCAGAGCGACCAAAGCCCGACCAUGAGGACAUACUUGACGUUUUGCUUCAAAUAUACAAGGAUCGCACUUUUAAAGUUCAGCUAACGCUUGAUCACAUCAAAGCAAUUCUAAUGAACAUAUUUGUUGGUGGGACUGAUACAGCUGCUGCUACUGUGAUCUGGGCCAUGAGCCUUCUAAUGAAAAACCCUGAAGCAAUGAGAAAAGCUCAAGAAGAAGUUCGAAAGGUGAUAGGAGAUAAAGGUUUUGUGUACGAAGAUGAUGUUCAACAAUUGCCUUACCUUAAAGCUGUGGUUAAAGAGACCAUGAGAUUGCAACCAACAGCACCACUACUAAUCCCAAGAGAAACAACUACGGAGUGUACCGUAGGUGGGUACGAAAUACCAGCCAAGACCUUAGUUUACGUCAAUGCGUGGGCUAUUGGAAGGGACACAGAAGUUUGGGAGAACCCGUAUGUGUUCAUUCCUGAUAGGUGCUUGGGCAGUACUAUUGAUAUGAAAGGACAAGAUUUUGAGCUGAUACCAUUUGGUGCGGGUCGAAGAAUUUGUCCUGGUAUAUAUAUGGGAAUGGCCACCGUGGAGCUUUCACUUUCUAAUCUUCUCUACAAAUUCGACUGGGAAAUGCCUGGUGGGAUGAAGAGGGAAGACAUAGACGUCGUUCAUACGCAACCCGGUCUUGCUAUGCAUACGAGGGACGCUCUCUGCCUCGUGCCUAAGGCCUAUGCUGUGAUGGGCAAUGAUGCGUAAAGGAAUUGCGAACAUCAUCAUGAAAUCGUGACUCUAUGAAUAAAACACGAAUCAGCCUUAAUAAGAAGAUUUGCGUACGAGGGACGAUCAGUAGUUUUUUUUUGUGUUUUUCAAGGUUUGCAUGCUGUGUGUAAUAAUAAGAAUAAACGACGGAGCACCAAGGUUUGUAGCCCAGCGAUAGAGGUAAGGUUUCCUGCCUCAGUCACCUGGGUUCGAGCCCUAGCGUGCACACCUGUCAUCCCCGCAGUGUCUUACAUACCUACUGAGCUUGUAGGGUGUUCAUUGGAUCCGGGAAUUAGUUGUGGUGCGCGUAAGCUGGCCCAGACACCCCGGGUUACCAAAAAAAAAAAAGAAUAAACGACAGAGCUUAAUCGAAUAAUUUUCACGCAAGCUCCGUUGAAUUUUUAAGGUUCUUUGUACCCUUUUGUUUUUACAUUAGAGUUCAUUAUGGCUUGAAUUAUUAUUUUUCUUAUGCAAUUUGAAAAGUUGAUGGUCUGAAUUUUAAGACCUCUAUCAAAUUCUUUUCAA